GCUUUACGACAGUGUGACGCGUUUACGGCCUUCAAUGAUAUAUUGCAGUGACAGACCUAACGUAAACAAGCAAGCUCGGCGUGACUCUGUUCCGUUGUUAAGUGUGGACAUCUUCGAGCCGGAAUACAGUUGGAUUACUAAGGACAGAGACAAUGCUUCUCCGAAAUCGAGCUGUGUUUGCGCGUGGCCUUCGCAUAUGCUCUACUCACGUGAUGAAAGGAUCGGUGGUGGACGCAGCGAGACCCAUCUCAGACAUGUCUGAAUUCCGCAAGGUCUUUUCCAACGCCAAACACAUAGCAAUCAUCACCGGGGCCGGCGUGAGCGCGGAGAGCGGGGUGCCAACCUUCAGGGGAGAAAACGAGAAGUGGAGAAAGUGGCUGUCUCAGGACCUGGCCACGCCCGAGGCCUUCUCUCGGACCCCGUCUCGGGUGUGGGAGUUUUACCAUUACCGAAGGGAGAUGGCUUUGAACAAGAAGCCCAGUGCAGCCCAUCUGGCCAUAGCCGAGUGUGAGGCCCGGCUGAGGAAGCAGGAACGCUCCGUGGUUGUCAUCACCCAGUCCAUAGACGACCUCCACCGGCAGGCCGGGUCCAAACACGUGCUGAAGGUUCACGGCAAUCUGAUGGAGACCCGCUGUGUGAGCUGUGGACAUGUGACUGUGAACAGGCGAAGCCCAAUAUGUGCUGCCCUGAAGGACAAAGGUUCACCUGACCCAGAUGUUGCUGAUGCCCAGAUUCCUGUGGAUAAACUGCCAAGGUGUGGCGAAAGCGACUGCCGCGGCCUGCUGAGGCCCAACGUGGUGUUCUUUGGAGAAACUCUGGACUCGCACAUCCUGACCAAGGUGGAAAAAGAGAUGGAGGCCUGUGACCUCUGUCUGGUGGUGGGCACGUCGUCCAUCGUGUACCCGGCAGCCAUGUUUGGCCCCCAGAUUGCAUCCAGGGGUGUCCCAGUGGCAGAAUUUAACAUGCAAAUAACCCCAAAAUCAGAGUACUUCACGUACCAUUUCCAGGGUCCAUGUGGAACUACGCUGCCUCCAGCUUUGGCGCCACACGAGUCCGAGGUCAUUUAAGAGCCUUUUUGUAAGAGACUGUCUCGACAAACCAUCGUCUAAAGACUAACGUUAUCCAAAUGUUGGUCUUAAAAUCAGUUGAGCUGUUGAUGCGAGAGGGAGUGUGGAUCACCUUAUACUUGAACAUACCGUAUAGCUCAAUAAACUGGAAAUGGGUUUGGCGUUUUGGUUGUUUUGAGUUUGAGGCAGUAGUUGUGCCGCUUUAUUGCAAGAAGGCUCGCACUAUGCGUGCAGCUGUUGGCAAAGGAUCAUCUUGCUAUUCCACACACAUUUUGUGCGUUAGAAGCUGGUAAUAGAUUGUAAUGCUUUGCUGUAGAUCAGAACAUGUUGCUACUGUUGCCGGCUGAGAAGAUUCCCUUUCUCUUUCUCCCGAUAGAACAGAUGUACACAGCGUAACAUAAUCUUGUGCCAUUUGAAACUGUUUACACAACCUUGACCAAAUGCUCCCUUUACAACUCAAGUGUGAAUCAAGCAAUGUUACAGAGAUUUAGUUGAGUGUCCCUGACCAAGGACAUGCGGCCCCUUCAUUUCCAGCCUGAUUCAGCUAUACUUCCGUUUCCUGCUGCUUGAUCAUGUUUAUUGUGAUCAGUGGAGUCACUUGUCAUGGGUUAUUCAUUCGAUUUUUUUUUUUUUUUAAUAUUAAUGUCUGUUUUCUGAAAGUUCGAUAUUCUCUAAAAGUGAAUUCAAUCUUCUUUUUUUCCCUGUCAACAUCACUCACAAUUUAUUAUAAUGAAUACUGCCUAUGAAAAUGUCAAAUGUAAUUAUUAAAACACUAAAUGCA
Pungitius pungitius (ninespine stickleback) is the source of this 1848-nucleotide messenger RNA. Its product is annotated as NAD-dependent protein deacylase sirtuin-5, mitochondrial-like. NCBI's taxonomy places the organism in Eukaryota, Metazoa, Chordata, Actinopteri, Perciformes, Gasterosteidae. The transcript has 9 exons. Gene Ontology annotation, molecular function: protein-malonyllysine demalonylase activity; NAD+ binding; protein-succinyllysine desuccinylase activity. The record is from RefSeq and is a predicted model, not a curated record. Gene Ontology annotation, cellular component: nucleus. Bases 153 to 1067 code for a protein of 304 amino acids.